CCGAGGCUGUUGCUGGUGCACAGCCCCAGAGCUACAGUCAGAGCUCCAGACAGACGCAGGCUCUACCUCCCGCCCCCUUGCUUGAUCCCAGCUGCAAAACAGCGGCGGCGGCUGCCCCCCUCCCCUCCACUGCGCUGCUGCUGCCGCCGCCGCAGCAGCAGCUCUGGUGGUUUAGCCCUCGUCGCUUCACCCGGACUGGAGGUAAUGGUGGUGGGGAGGUUCUUCCCCACGCACGGACCACAGAUUGCCUCCGCACACAUACACAUUCCGUGGAUGUGAAGCGUGUGUGCUUCGUGGGUCCCCCUCCUCAAAGUCCCCAGCUCUGCUCCCAGAGAAGAGGAGAAGCCGGUGCUACAGCCUUGGAGGGACUCGCUGGCUGGAGAAGAGCGGAGCCUUAGCAACAGCGGCUGUAGGAGGAGGAGGAGAAGGAGGACGAAGAGUGCCGGGCUGCCCCAGCCGCAGCCGUCGCCGCCACCCGGGCAAGCAGAGGAGCUUUGCAGCAGCCUGGGCUCCCCGGAGCCGCCUGAGUACCCGGUGCCCCGCUGCUGCCCUACACGGCUUCACUCGGCUCCAUUCUGCAGCCCACGGGGGUGUUGCAGUUGCAAAACUGUGCCUGUAGCUACUCCCAAAAUACCAGGCUUAUUCUCUAGCCACGCUGAAGACUGUCUCAUUUUCGUUCCAAGUUCUUGAGUCUGAUGAUGUGAGCUGACCACAGAUGCUCUGUCCUGUCAUCAUUUUGUUGGCUGUAGAUAUGACCUGAAAACUAGAUGACUGGUUUUCUCGCUCCUGCAUGAUUGGCUGGCUACACCAUGGAACUCAAAGUAUGGGUAGAUGGAGUCCAGAGGAUAGUUUGUGGGGUCACUGAAGUCACAACUUGCCAAGAGGUUGUAAUAGCCUUAGCUCAAGCAAUAGGUCGAACCGGAAGAUACACACUAAUAGAAAAAUGGAGAGAUACAGAGAGGCAUUUAGCACCUCACGAAAAUCCAAUUAUUUCAUUAAAUAAAUGGGGACAGUAUGCCAGUGAUGUACAACUAAUAUUACGUCGUACAGGGCCAUCUCUUAGUGAGAGGCCAACUUCAGACAGUGUUGCCAGAAUACCUGAGAGAACUUUAUAUAGACAAAGCUUGCCCCCCUUGGCUAAGCUGAGGCCUCAGAAUGACAAGUCAAUAAAAAGGCGAGAGCCAAAAAGGAAAUCUUUGACAUUUACAGGAGGUGCCAAAGGACUCAUGGACAUUUUUGGGAAAGGUAAAGAAACAGAAUUUAAACAAAAGGUUCUCAGUAACUGUAAGACAACAGCAGAUGAAUUGAAAAAGUUGAUCCGCCUGCAGACAGAGAAACUUCAAUCCAUUGAGAAGCAGCUUGAGUCCAGUGAUGUGGAAAUUAGAUACUGGGAACAAAAGUACAAUUCUAAUCUGGAAGAAGAAAUUGUUCGUCUUGAGCAGAAGAUCAAAAGAAAUGAUGUAGAAAUUGAAGAGGAAGAAUUUUGGGAAAAUGAAUUACAGAUUGAACAAGAAAAUGAGAAACAGCUGAAGGAUCAACUUCAAGAGAUAAGGCAGAGGAUCCUAGAAUGUGAAGGCAAAUUAAAGGACUAUUUGACUCAAAUCCAUAGUAUGGAAAGUGGUCUAGAGGCAGAAAAGUUACAUCGGGAAGUACAGGAGUCACAGGUCAAUGAAGAAGAAGUGAAAGGAAAGAUUGGUAAGGUCAAAGGAGAAAUUGAUAUUCAGGGACAACAGAGUCUGAGGUUGGAAAAUGGCAUUAAAGCUGUAGAAAGAUCUCUAGGACAAGCCACCAAAAGGUUACAGGACAAAGAACAGGAGCUAGAACAGUUGACUAAAGAACUUCGGCAAGUCAAUCUUCAACAGUUUAUUCAGCAGACAGGAACAAAGGUCACAGUUCUUCCAGCAGAGCCCAUCGAAGUGGAGGCCUCACAGGCAGACAUAGAAAGAGAGACAGCAUUCCAGUCUGGGUCUUUGAAACGGCCUGGUUCAUCUCGGCAGCUUCCCAGUAACCUUCGAAUUCUUCAGAAUCCAAUUUCAUCUGGCUUUAAUCCUGAAGGCAUAUAUGUAUAAUAAUGCCCACCACUUUGGGAAAGGACCAGUAAAGGCACCAAGGGACCGCACCAUAUUCUUCUCUUGGAAUAGUGCCAAUGAUAUGCGGAGGAAGUAUUUCUGUAAGCCACUGUAUCUUUUGUUUUCUCCCCCAUCUUGCAAACACUUGGAUCCAUACCCAGUGCACUGAUGCAGAUGAACAAAGGAAUUGUGUUUCUGAAUAUCAGCAGUGUUGAAGUUUCUGUCCAGCAGCUGUAAUGCAAAGCUGUCAUUUUUAUUUGUAGUAUUUUAAAAGCAUUAGGAAAAGUAUUAUUCUGUGUUUAUACCUAAAUAAAAUAGUGACUGAAGAGAAUGGAGGAAAAAAAUGUGACUGACUUAAAAAUUUAAUUUAUUCCACUGAAUUGGUGGAUGUGUGAAUGUUCAUUUUUAAUAUUUUUUUUGCCAUUGCUUAACUUGUGACUGAUUACUUAAAAUAUUGUAUGAACCUGAAUGUGUGUGUACAUGUGUCCAGACUUCAUCCAUACCUUUAUUCACAAUGACAGAAAUGUUGUGGGGUGCUCUGUCUUUUGCAUUAUUGCUAAAAGAAUCACUUCGUAUGUGUUGUGUGAGUGGUCUUAUCCUUUGCUUUAGAUACAUUGGUGGGGAAUAAUAUGGCAUCAGCUUGGUCAAUUCAUAUUUUUUAAAUCUGAAGAGUUUAGCCUUCUUUGAGUAUUUUCCAGCACAUGAAGGAGAAUGCACUAGAUAGAAAUAUUUUUAUUAUAUAGAAUGUAUAUUUCUAAGUUUCUGCCAUGUUUCAGACCCUGUUGGACAAAAAAAGUGAUUAUUGAAUAUCUUACCAAGUAGAUUUGAGAUUUAAUGUAGGUUAUUUUUGUCAGCCUUUUUUUUUUUAUUUGCUCUAUUAACCCUUAGGAUUUAUUAAAAUACAAUUACAGAUUAAGAUCAUCUCUUUAAUGAAUGUGACUUUAAGUGAUGCCUCCUUUUGAAAGCCCACUUCCUACGUAGGGCCAACGAAAACAGAUACUAUGAAUGUUACUUCCUGGAUAUAGUUGAUUGCAUGGAUGCUGGGUCACUGUGCCUUCUUAAUCACUUAGGCAAAGACAAAGGAAGAAGUAUGGGAGUCAAUAGAUCCUACUAAGGGCAUAAAAUUGAUAUGAAUUCACCACCUGUUAUUAAUUUUUUAGAGUAUUUCUGACAGGACAUCAUAUGUUUUAAUUUAUAUGUCCCACUUAAUGAAAGCCAAAAAUAGUGUAGUUCCCUGCCGCACACACACACAGAAUAAAUGACUGCCUAAAAUUCACAACUAAUACCCUAAUGUAUGUUACUUGUUAGCACUUUUACAUUCCCUAUGACCAAAAUCCAGCAUUUCAUAAAGCUUUAUCUAAAAAAGAAUUUUUUUUUGAAAUCUGGAAAAUAUGCACUCUGUUUCCUCAAGAAAACAAAAACUUGUUUCAAGGUUGUUUUAAAAACAGUUAACAGAAGCAGAUUUUGGCCUGUUCAUGAAAGGAAGUUGGGAUCUUAGGUUUCAAAAUAUUUGCAUUUUCUUUGAUAUCAUGAACACAUGACAAUUGAAGCUUCCUAAGAGAAAGUGAAAAAGGCCUUGCCUAGGAAAAGUAAAUCCUUGAAGCAAAAUUAUUUUCAGCUAUCCAGAUAAAUUGGAAAGUGUCAAAUAUUCUCCUUAACUUCUACCUCUCCAAAAUGAAUCAAAAGGCUUGUAUUUGAUAUUUGCCACUAUUGUAGAAAAUAAUUGGUUCAUUCACUAGUUUUUGUGAAUAACUUGGACAUUGUUUGGGCCUUCACAACUUUGCUCUCAGUUUACAUGAUUGUCUUUUCAUUCAUAUCCUUUUUCUUUUUAAUUAGAAAAUUGGGGAUAUUUUAAAAGUCAUCAUUUGGAGACUAUAUUUCAACAAAAAUAUUGGAAGAUGGACACCCAAAAUAUGCCUUACUACUUUUUAUUUAGAGACCUCUUAUUCACAAGGAAAAGUCUUCUUGAUGAAUACAAUAUAUAAUUUGAAAAUAUUCUGAGUGUAGUGAAAGAAUACAUAGAAUUGUUUUAAGAAUUGUGAAGAAAAGGGAAACUUGAAUGGCAUAAAAUCAUGUGCAUUAAUAUGAAAGAUUUCUGAAACUUCUGGGAAAACAGAUAUAAGACACUUUCUCCUUGUUAUCAUAUUCAGAAACGUCAGCAUUCCUUAAUAAGUAUAAUAAGUAUAAAACAUAGUGUAGCCACAUAUUUAAAUCUGCCUCAUGGCUCCACAAGUAUAAGGAGGGUCCCUUUUUUAAGCUUAAAUGUAAAGUGGAAGGGAGGUGGUAAGAAUCCAUUUUCCAAUAAUCUGGAAAACUUUGGAUCCCAAGCCCAGUCAUUUAAUCUGCCAUGAACAAAAAUGGCCAUAUCUUUGGCUAUAUUGAAGGAAAAAAAGUAACUUGCAAACUUGAAUAACAUAGAUUAUAGAAUUUAUGUUUACAUGUUUUUUAUAUUAUCUGGAUAUUUAAUAUUAUACAAUAUUUUAAUACUACAGAUUGCCUUCAAAUUUGUGUUUUACUAAAACUUUCAGAAAGAGGGCACUGCAAGAUCUUUUCUAUUAAAGACUAAGUUGAAAAAGCAUUGGCAUACUUGCCUUUGAGUGUCCCUCAUUCAAUGAAAAUUGCCAAUGCAUGUGCCUAAGUGGUUUUGUUGUGCUUAUAAGAGAUUUUAGUUCACCAGCAUCUGCUUUUCCUUUCAACACACAGGGGACAUAUGUGUAAUUUCUAUUAGCAUUAAUAGAAGUUGCACGUGCAAAUCCCUUGUUCAUCAAUACUAAUAAUCAGUAGGUCAUAUGAGUCAUUCUUUAACCUAAGUGAAAAAAGACUAACAAAAGGAAUAAUGGGAUUGAUGGGGUAAAAUUAGAAAUCUGUUUAAGGAGGAACAAAAAUCGGGACCAUUUUACAACUAAAUAUGGUACCUUUUUUAAAAGCUAAUUUUCUUUGUGAAUAAGAGCAAAUGGUCUUUAGAUAAAAUGAUGUGAACAUCAUUCCAGGUUUAGAACUAUGAUUGAUCUGAAAUAAUCUAAAACUUUUGAUUUCAGAAGGUGCAGAGGAAGUGGGACAAUGGACAAAUUUCUAGUGUUCCUUACCUUUACAUAAUUGGGCCUUAAUUACCUAUGUAAAUAAAAUGGUUUUAAUAUCGUCCCCCCCCCAAGUUGUUUAUGAUAGCCUAUAUUGUAUUAAAAUAUCGAAGAAGUGUUACUUUUAUAUUAUGUCCAUUAAAAAAAAAAGAAACAUUGCAUGUUUAUACUAUUUGCUACAGUAUUUUAACAUUUUGGAUAAAGGCCAUCAGCUGUAUGGAGAAGACAAAGCAAUCACUAUUUAUUCAGUAUUACUGCUUUACGUUUUCAGAAUGAAGCUUUCAGUGCUAAUACAAUUAUUGCUUGAAAGCUGCAGUAGCUGUAUCAAUGCAUUUUAUAUAUUUUUAGAAACCAAAAUAAAUGCAGAUAACUAUUUAGUAUGUUAAACCAGCAGAGAUAUAAUGGCAAUAAAAUAUAUACAUGUUAUAAAUAUAUCUAUAUAUAAUGUAUAGGGAAAGGGGAAAGAUUUUAAAAUAGGUUUACAACCAGAUAUGGUAUCCGCCCGAAAUAUAAUUUCUCAUAUUCCUCUUUUUUAUUGUAAGGUACUUGAUUAGAAGAUUUCAGUUGCUGCUGCUUUACACAGAAAAUGCCAUGUUCACUAAGUGUGAAUACAGGAAAACAGCUUUUUUGUGCUGCUUUGCUUAAAUACAAAUCACAGUUCUGUAAUCUGUACUAUAUGUAAUUAUUCUUUUCUUUUGACUGUCAUUUCAAAAAUGUAUAUUUUCUGAUUAUUAUCAUGAAUUGUUAAUGCUAUAAAACAAACGAUAAAUAUCCGAUAUUCUCCUAUAUAAUAAAUUCCCAUGACUAA
Molecule: messenger RNA, 5954 nt
Organism: Vombatus ursinus (common wombat)
Lineage: Eukaryota; Metazoa; Chordata; Mammalia; Diprotodontia; Vombatidae
Gene: RASSF8
Product: Ras association domain family member 8
Exons: 6
Coding region: 810-2069 (419 amino acids)
Biological process (GO): signal transduction
Source: RefSeq, a predicted model, not a curated record